AUGUACACUUUAUUACGACAAACAUUUCUACAAUUGAAGCUACAUCGUAGCUACUCCUCAGCAUCGAAGAAUGCUUUCAAUAAGGAGACGCUUUCGCCUCUUGGAAAACAUUUACGCGACUCCAUCAAGCUCACAGGCCCUAUGACACUAGCACACUAUAUGCGACAAGUGCUCGUAAACCCAUUGAGUGGUUACUACAUGCAUGAUGAUGUGUUUGGAUCACAAGGUGACUUUGUCACUUCUCCCGAGAUUAGCCAGAUAUUUGGAGAGCUGGCAGGAAUAUGGUAUUUGACAGAAUGGAUGAGGCUGGGCAAGCCAAAAGAAACACAAUUCGUUGAAUUGGGCCCUGGUAGAGGCACAUUGAUGAGCGACAUGCUGCGCGCACUUUCCAAAUUCCCUGAUUUUUACAAGACUAUCGGCGAUGUUCAUUUAAUUGAAGCAAGUCCAAAGCUGCGAACCGUUCAAAGAGGGAUGCUCGCCGAACGAUCUACUGAAGAAACAGUUACAUCCGUCGUCCGCAGUGAUGGGAUCAAUAUUCACUGGCAUGAUGGCAUCGAAUUGGUUCCUGAUAAAUGGACUUUUCUAAUGGCCCACGAAUUUUUUGACGCCCUUGCCGUCCAUUGCUUUGAGAAAACCGAGGAAGGUUGGCGCGAGCUACUUGUUGAUAUUGAUGAAACCGAGGAUAGUACGCGUAACUUUUGCUUAGUACGGUCGUCUACACCGACAGUGGCAAGUAAAGCGUUCAUGGAAGGAGAGGAAUAUAAUCAAUACAGCGUUGGCAGUCGCGUUGAAAUCUCCCCUGACAGCUGGAAUAUUAGUCGUCAAAUGGCGGAAUUUCUGCAAAGAAAUGGUGGAACAGGCUUGAUCAUCGAUUAUGGUCAGGACUAUGCUCAAGGGUCUACUGUAAGAGCCAUCAAAAAACAUGAAAUAGUUCAUCCUAUGAGUGAUCCGGGAAGUGCCGAUCUUAGCGCUGAUGUAGACUUUGCAGCUCUCAAGCAAGCAAUGUUACAAUAUCCUGAUGUCAAGACAUUUGGUCCAGUCACACAAUCAAAGUUCUUGCAAAAUCUGGGGAUACAAGCCCGUACCGAGAUGUUAUUGAAGCAUGCAAAAACCCCUGAAAGCAGGAUGAAUGUUGUCAAAAGUGUGCAACGGCUUAUUGAUCCGGCAAUGAUGGGCAGAAUCUACAAGGUCCUUGCGUUUUCAAAGGAGCAUACUCCUUCUGCAGAGACAAAACCCGUUGCAUUUGAGUAA
Molecule: messenger RNA, 1251 nt
Organism: Lichtheimia ornata
Lineage: Eukaryota; Fungi; Mucoromycota; Mucoromycetes; Mucorales; Lichtheimiaceae
Exons: 9
Coding region: 1-1251 (416 amino acids)
Biological process (GO): mitochondrial respiratory chain complex I assembly
Cellular component (GO): mitochondrion
Molecular function (GO): protein-arginine omega-N symmetric methyltransferase activity
Source: RefSeq, a predicted model, not a curated record